Messenger RNA from Sorex fumeus (smoky shrew), 3535 nucleotides. RefSeq names its product solute carrier family 38 member 6 (gene SLC38A6). Gene Ontology annotation, molecular function: L-glutamine transmembrane transporter activity. The transcript has 16 exons. Gene Ontology annotation, biological process: amino acid transmembrane transport; L-glutamine transport. The record is from RefSeq and is a predicted model, not a curated record. NCBI's taxonomy places the organism in Eukaryota, Metazoa, Chordata, Mammalia, Eulipotyphla, Soricidae. Bases 87 to 1457 code for a protein of 456 amino acids.
UGUUAGCUCCGCCUCUGGCGCGACAGCGGUCGGGAGGGCAGGGAUCGGAGCGCGCAGAUGGACCUGGUAGUCGGCCAGCAGGCAGCAUGGAAGCACCCUGGGGGACCAUCAACGCCGAGCCAGCCUGGUUUGUCUCCGAUCCACAGCCCGGAGAGGCGGAGGCGGAAGAGUCGAGCCCGUUGCUAGGCAACGAACCCCGCAGACAGGGAUCCCCAGGAGUUUCAUUUGGUUUCUCAGUGUUUAAUUUGAUGAAUGCCAUCAUGGGAAGUGGCAUCCUUGCCUUAGCUUAUGUUAUGGCUAAUACUGGUGUCCUUGGUUUUGGUUUCUUGCUGCUGAUAGUUGCUCUCCUGGCUUCUUACUCAGUUCAUCUCCUUCUUAAUAUGUGUAUUCAAACAGCUGUAACGACUUAUGAAGAUCUUGGACUAUUUGCAUUUGGAUUUCCUGGAAAGAUGAUAGUAGCAGGCACCAUAAUAAUUCAGAACAUUGGAGCUAUGUCAUCUUAUCUUUUCAUUAUUAAAACGGAACUUCCAGCUGCUAUUUCAGAAUUUUUGUCUGGGGACCAUAGUGGGUCUUGGUAUCUUGAUGGACAAACACUUCUGAUUAUCAUUUGUGUUGGCAUUGUGUUCCCUCUUGCACUUCUUCCUAAAAUAGGCUUUCUUGGCUACACGAGUAGCUUAUCAUUUUUCUUUAUGCUGUUCUUUGCUCUUGUGAUAAUAAUUAAAAAGUGGUCCAUUCCUUGUCCUCUGUCAUUAAAUUUUAUAGAACAGUACUUUCAGAUUUCAAAUGCUACAGAUGAUUGUAAACCAAAGCUCUUUCAUUUUUCCAAAGAGAGUGCUUAUGCCAUACCAACCAUGGCUUUUUCAUUUCUCUGCCAUACAUCAAUAUUGCCCAUAUACUGUGAACUUGAAAGGCCUUCAAAGAAAAGAAUGCAGAAUGUAACCAAUACAGCAAUUGCUUUAAGUUUUCUCAUUUAUUUUAUAUCUGCACUUUUUGGGUACCUCACUUUUUAUGACAAAGUGGCAUCAGAAUUACUACAAGGCUAUAGUAAAUACUUGCCGCAUGAUGUUGUUGUUAUGACUGUGAAGUUAUGCAUACUGUUUGCUGUGCUUUUGACAGUCCCUCUAAUCCACUUCCCUGCAAGGAAAGCCUUAAUGAUGAUGUUUUUCUCCAAUUUUCCAUUUUCAUGGAUUCGCCAUUCUUUGGUCACUCUAGCACUCAAUAUCAUCAUUGUUUUACUUGCAAUAUAUGUUCCUGAUAUUAGGAAUGUAUUUGGGGUAGUUGGCUCUAGUACAUCAACCUGCUUGAUCUUUGUAUUCCCAGGACUUUUUUAUCUUAAACUGAGCACAGAAGAUUUUCUAUCAUGGAAGAAACUUGGGGCUUUUGUUUUGCUCGUCUUUGGAAUUUUGGUUGGGAGUCUUAGCUUAGCACUCAUCAUUUUUAAUUGGAUUAAUAAAUGAAAUAUAUUUUAUCAUGUCCUGUGAAGAAUAAUAUACCUCCAUGUACAAAUUAAGUCUGGAACAAUUCUGGAAGGCAUGUUAGAUGAAUCCUUUAUGUGGAUGAACAUAUUUGAACACAUUUAGAAAAUGAGUGGAUGGAGGAAAGUGGACAUAGCAGUUUUAAUAAAAAAAAAACUCACAUUUUUUAAAAGAAUAUUUGGUAAAUAUUUCAUCUGUGUGGUUUUUUAAAUUAUCACCCUGCUAUUUUAGGGUAGUUUUAAUGUUUACAGAAAUAUGGAACAGAAGAGUCAGAGUUCUCAUAGUAUUCAUCCCAACACACCCCUAGAUCCCCAUAUCAUUAAUAUCUUGCAUUUGUGUGGUACAUUUGUUGUACUUCAUAGUGAUUUGUUGUUAUUAUUAAAAUCCAUAGUUUACAAUAGGAUUCACUUGAUGGAUGUAUUAGUAAAUUUUGAACUUUUUAGGGUCUCUAUAAACUGUGAACCUUGUUCUAUAUGCUGUAUAGUUGAAAUCAUAAUAUGCUGACCUUUCAGACAGAUUCUGUCACUUAGUGAAAUAGGGGACAGCAGGGCUUGGAGUGAAUUCAGGUGUAUAUAGUAAAACCCAAACCAGCUCAAGCUCAUCAAGUAUUCAUCAGAGACCCAUCGAGGAGCAAAGCAACGAAUUCCCGCCUGACACACCCUAAAGCAAGCAAGACAACUUGAUCAAUUCGUCAAUGCAGCUUUGAAGAGACAAACCGCGUGCCUCUCCCUGCAUCUUGCCUCGAACCCCUCCAUUCCUAACAGCUUCCACUGUACAACGUUCAUUCCUUUAAUCUUAUGGGGUGCACUCUCUUCCUGGGAGUCUUCUGCAUCCCAGCGUGGGGAAUGUAACUUCUCCAUCUCUGGAGAAACCCACGUUCAUCAAGGAAGAUGCAUUCUCCCACUUUUAUUUUCAAAAUAAAGCUUUUUUGCUUCACUAUUGGCCUUCUCCUGCGGUGCUUUUCUAUGAGGCUUGAGACAGGACCUGUCUCGGGUACAGGGCAAGGCUUUGUUGUUUGCGUGGUGCAAGAGCAACUUCCGGCUUCUGUGUGUCCUCACCUCCCUCAAGGAUGGGCCAUUGCCAUGUGCAGCGCAGGAGGCCAGGAGUAGCACAGUCACCUGAGAUGGUGGCUUCCCGCCCAGCCCCCACCACAGCAGUGUGUAGUCAGGUUUCUUCCUUGUCUUUCUCAGUCCUUCAUUGUGUAUUUCUUGUUAGCACUGAACGGUAAUCCGUUGUAAGGGUGGGCCAAGGUGUGUCCUCUCCUGGUUCUAGUUUGGGCAGUUAUGAGGUAAGCUGCUUUAAAUGUUUGUGUGCAGGUUUUUGUGUGGUUAUCAGUUUUCAAUUUGUUUGGGUUAAUACCAAAAAGCAGAAUUGUGUGUCAUGUGGUUAAGAGUUUAGUUUUGUAAGAAACUGACACAAGCUCUUCCAAAGUGACAGUAACAUUUGCAUUCCCAGUAGCAGUGAAUGAAAGCUCCUGUUGUACCACAUCCUCCUCAGCAGUUCAUAUUGUUUUGAAUUUUCACCAUUCUUUAUAUAAGUGGUAGCUCAUUGUUUAAUUUGUGAUUUCCUAAUGGAAUCUGGUGUUGCUUAAAAAAAAUGCCUUUCCUGUCAGUAUUUGCCUCUGUUCUCUUUGCGAUCUUAUUCAGAUCUUGUAACCAUCUUGUAACCAUUUCAGUUCAGAUCUUGUAACCAUUCCUGAGUUGGUUUCUCAAUGUUGAGUUUUAAGCAUUCUUUCUAUAUUUUAGAUUUUUUUUAAUUGCAUAUGUAUUUUGCAAUUACUUUCCCCACUCUGGUCUGUGGCUUGCCUUAUUCUUCGAGAAUACUUUCUUUGACAGAAUCAAAUGUUGGCAAAUAUGUUGACUCAGUCUUUUAUUUUUAAAGAAAGCAAUAUAUUGUGUUUACGUGUAAAAUUGAAUAUUAACUUGAGCUAAUGUUGUCUAGUCAAUCACUAAUAACAAAACUUCAUAUUCUGCCCUGUUUGCAAAUCCCAUCUUAAAAACCUUCCUGAUUUUUCUCUGUGAUUCAUCAUGAGAGAAAGCUGUGGUGACUAUGGGCUUGAA